Molecule: messenger RNA, 894 nt
Organism: Eruca vesicaria subsp. sativa (arugula)
Lineage: Eukaryota; Viridiplantae; Streptophyta; Magnoliopsida; Brassicales; Brassicaceae
Source: the annotation of a GenBank genome assembly
UGCAGACUCUUUCCUCUUUCUUUCUCUCAUCUGUGUCUUGUCCUGGCAAAAUAUGGCUACUUUUGAGGAAAGCUCAGAUUUGGAUGCUAUACAUAAACACCUCUUUGAAGACUUUAUGGUUUCUGAUAGUUUCAUGAGAGACUUUGACUUUGAUGCUUCUUCUGUCUCAGGACUAUGGUGUAUAGAGCCUGUGAUGAGCCAAGUUCCUAAACAAGAACCUGAUUCACCGGUUCUUGAUCCUGAUUCAUUCCUCCAAGAGUUUCUACAUGUGGAAGCCGACUCAUCUACAUCAACAACAGGGAUUCCAGAGCUGGACUCAUCAUCACAUGAGAGUGUCUCCAUCAGGAAAAAAGCAAAGAGGUUUGAAGAGGAAGAAGAACAGAGGCAUUACAGAGGAGUGAGAAGAAGGCCAUGGGGGAAAUUUGCAGCAGAGAUUCGAGAUCCAGCUAAGAAAGGGUCUCGUAUCUGGCUAGGAACCUUUGAGAGUGAUGUUGAUGCUGCAAGAGCCUAUGACUGUGCAGCUUUCAAGCUCAGGGGAAGAAAAGCUGUGCUCAACUUUCCUCUUGACGCUGGCAAAUAUGAAGCUCCGGCUACUUCAGGACGGAAAAGGAAAAGAAGUUAUGUGCAGGAGGAGCUCCAAAGAAGUCAGAGCAACUCUUCAUCAUCUUCAAAUGUGAAUGGUGCAUUUAACGUUUAAGGGUGUGAGCAUGCAGGUUCAUUGUAUAAGUAAAAUUGUACAGGGAAGUUGAACUUGUAUCUAUGUUCUGUUUCUUCAUGUUCAAAAAGACCAUACUAUUUUAGAAACAAGUUCUUGUUUCCAAAAGCAUAUCUCUAACACACAAUUAGGGUCUAAAUUUUCUAACAUAGAAACUUCAGUGGAAUAGCUUCAACAAG